Messenger RNA from Ylistrum balloti, 7995 nucleotides. RefSeq names its product protein MTSS 2-like. Gene Ontology annotation, molecular function: phospholipid binding; actin binding. The record is from RefSeq and is a predicted model, not a curated record. The transcript has 14 exons. Gene Ontology annotation, cellular component: cytoplasmic side of plasma membrane; actin cytoskeleton. The coding region runs from base 280 to 2781 and encodes 833 amino acids. NCBI's taxonomy places the organism in Eukaryota, Metazoa, Mollusca, Bivalvia, Pectinida, Pectinidae. Gene Ontology annotation, biological process: plasma membrane organization; cell projection assembly.
GAACCGCUGAUUGUUCAGAAAAUGUGGAUUAUUUGUACAUGAAGAUAUGGCCGAUCUGUCACUCUGUCGGUGUUGGCGAAGUAGUACCUUGGGGUGAUGCUAACCCUUAGCAGAUGAAAUACCUAUCUGGUUCGGAGUGGAUUAUUACUUAAAAUCACCGUUGUCUUCAUCUUUGUUUAGAACGGAAGUGUAGAUAAUCACGGAUUCAACUAACCCAACGUACGGGGCUCAACAGUUUCUUUAAGAUUUCGUUAUAGCAUUCAUUUGAUAACAGUUACCAUGGAUGGUAUAGACAAGGACUGCACAGCUCUUGGAGGACUGUUCCAAACCAUAGUCAACGACAUGAGGGGUAGCAGCUUCAUCUGGGAAGACUUCACCAGUAAAGCAGCCAAGCUGCACUCUUCCCUUAAAGCCACACUAGGAGCUAUUGGUGCAUUUCUGGAUGCCUUCCAGAAGGUCGCUGACAUGGCAACAGGAUCAAGAGGAGCUACCAAGGAUAUUGGCUCAGCUUUGACAAGACUUUGUAUGCGCCACAGAACGAUAGAGACAAAGCUUAGGAGUCUGACUAUGUCAAUUAUCGACAACUUGGUGAACCCUCUGCAGGAAAAAGGUGAAGACUGGAAGAAAACAGUUGCACAACUAGAUAAAGAACAUGCGAAGGAAUACAAACGUGCCAGACAAGAAAUAAAGAAGGCUGCCUCAGACACAAUGCGAUUACAGAAAAAAGUGAAAAAGAGUACAGUGAAAAAUGAAAUGCAACUGAAGCUUGACAGUGCCAUGCAAGAUGUGAAUGACAAAUACUUGCUGUUAGAGGAGACAGAAAAAAAUGCUGUACGGACGGCUCUCAUUGAGGAGCGAGGGCGCUUCUGCCUCUUCAUCAGUUGUUUGCGGCCGUUUGUGGAACACGAGAUAGGCCUGCUAACAGAGAUCACACACCUACAGGAAAUCAUGGACAGCUUAUGUUUGGGGGCAAGUGAGCCAGAGAAACUUCCAACCUCCAGUGAGCAGUGCAUCAUUGACAUCAAGGGACAGGACUCCUCCUCCUGGAAUUUCCAGCAACAGUCUCCACCAAGUUCUCCAAGCUCUCUAGGCUCAAGGAAAUCCAGCAUGUGUAGCAUCAACAGUAUCAACAGUUCUUCAAGUGGCUCCCUCAAGUCACACUCUCCUAGUCACCUUACAAAGAAUCGUGCACAUCAUCCAGAAGUAAGUGGCAUUGUACGCCUGACAAGUGUAUCAUCACAAGAUUCCGGGUUUACAUCUCAAGAUACAUUGUUCCUGCGACCAACUACCCCAAACUCUUUAAGUAUCCGACAGAAGGAUGUAGAUAGUCGCAGCAUUGGGGCAGAAACUCCUGAGGAUGCUACACCUUCAGACAAUACGCCCUCUGCCUGCUCCACAUGGACAACGUGGCCAAACCCGCCUAACCAGGAAGGCAAAUCUGAGGCUCAACGUCCUCACACGAUAUCCUCAGCAUAUGAAAAGUCUCAGAAACGCCCAGCACUUUCAUCCAAACUGUUUGAGCCACUGCUACAGGAGGGAGAGGACCAGCUGAAGGAACAACCAGUUAUAAGAAAUGAGAGGUCAAACAGUACGUCUAGUUCAGCGAAUUCACGUCCCCAGUCAGCCACAAUCAACAAGCUGCAGCCCAUGCUGCCACCGCUGGCUCCUAAACCGAAGUCACGUGCUGUGGCUCCCCCUAAGGUGCCAAGUGCAGCAGGAGACACCCAGGCACUUUAUGUGAAUCUGACAGACCUUGCUAACAUGGCAGUGGAACAGCAGAAGGAAGCAGUCACUGACAGUGACACAACCCCCACAGAGAGGAGCCCCCCUACUACUAUGUUUCAUCAGCAAAUAAAACAGAACUCGCUGGAGCUAGCGGAGGCGAUUAAAGAACUGGAAGCUUCGACAGCCGCGUUACAAUCCUCCUACGACUCGUCCAGCACGACUAGCCAGAAUUCCCUCCAAUGCUCGAGUGGUUACGGUACAUUGAACAGCACACCGUCUGGUUCCAAGGACACUAUCUCAUCUGGUGGUAUACCUGUGUCCAGUUCACAAAUAGCAAGGCGGGCCUCAAUGAACACACCAAAACCACCACCCCCUGUGCGAAGGUCAUCCUCCAUCAGCACAGCAGCAGCCCCUGCUGUUGUUCAGCGUAUGAGGAAGACUCCACCACGUGACAAGGUAGUUCAGCCGGUUUCGACGGGACACCGUCGUAGUAGCAGCUCUGGCGGCUUGUCAGAGCCUGCCUAUGCAGAGCUGCAAACAAUACAACAGAGCAUCCAGCAAAGACAUCAACAGCAGGAACAACAGAACAAGCUACUACAGGCUAAUCCGUACGCUACCACAGGCACCCAGCAUAUAACAUUGUCAGCGCCGCCUACACCCUCACAACACAUGCCACUCCCCCCUGGAAGUAUCAAUAAUCAAAGAGGACACCAUCCUCCUCCUCCAAGACAGACUUCCUCCCAACAUAAUAAAAAAGUAGGCGGAACAGAGGCACCAACAAAUCCUCCCCCAGAUAUUCCGGGGGCUGGAUGGAAAAAACAAGAGAGUUCUCCACCUGUUUCACAGCCGGACAUGGACUUUGAUUUGCCUCCACCACCUACAGACUGGGAGCUUGAGGAGAUAGAGAAGGUUUACAGUUGCCCCCCACCUAUCAUACAGAAGCCCCCUCCCCCGGGGUCAAAUCCAGAAAAUGUCCGUGCUUCCUUAUUAUCAGAACUUAAACUUGGACCUAAACUAAAGCGAGUUACAUCUACUGAUGAGGGGGCAGAAUGUUAGGCCAGGAAGUGCUGUGUUUUUGUUUCUAUUCACAUAUUUUUAAUAUUAACCAGUGUUGAACAUAUAUCUAUGUGUGUGCCCAGUUAUUGAAUACUGUUGGAUACAACGGUUAUUAUCACCAUUGCUCACAUCAAUUCGGAAGUACUUAUCUGUUUAUACCUCCUACCACAAAGUUAGGGCAUGGAAUUAUAUGAUCUGUUUAUCGUUCUGUCAGUCCCUCCAUCUGUUCAUCUGUCUGUUGAUCAGAUUUUGACCAGCUUUGCAUUCUAAUCUUAACUCAAAAUAAUUCAAAUGAUUUGGCUGACUCUGAAUGACUGAGGGGAAGAGCCAGAAAAGGGAAAUUUGGCGGCAUUGCUAUAAAUUACUUCUUCUCUAGACCCAGCACUGGCUAUUACUCAUAUUAAGUUGGUCAAAGGAGGUGUGCAUUUAAAUUUGUACAAAUGCAGGAGCUGACCUCCUUUUCUUAAGGAGACAACAGGUGAUUUAGUAAUUAUACCUCCCACUUAGAUAAGUUGACAUGUAUAGUAAUCACUGUGUGUGUCCAUCAUCCAACCAAGGUCUAUACACCUUUAAUGGUCAUCUGCCAAGGUGAAAGGUCAAUGGUCACCCUUGAUGAGUUUUGAAAUAGCUUAGUUACAUGUACAAGGUAUCCCAUGAUUCACAUCACUCAACCAAUUUAAUUCGUAUUCACAGCAUAGCAUCAUCAUGAUCUACACCUGAUCAGAUUUCGUCGGUCAUCAGUCAAGGUUAAAGGUCUAAAAUGUCACCCUUGACCACUUUGGAAAUAAAAUGCUUGUGUUAAAAAUAUCUCUUAAACCCCUUUAAAAUUCUAGCUCAUAUUCACACCAUCAAGUUCUGCUCCAAAUUAGAUUUUGUUGGUCAUCAGUCAAAGGUCACCCUUUACCAUUUUUGAAAUAUAAAUUGUGUACAAGAUGUCUUCAGAACCCCUUAAUAAGUUAACUCCACAGUAGAUAAAGAUCACAAUGAUGGGGUGAGGUAUAUAUCUAUGUAAUACUACACAUAUUGGACUGGUAGCAUCUUGAGGUGAUUUAAAAGCUCUUCCUUUCAAGGGUGAGUUAGGACCACAAAGGAAAUAGAGCUUUAAGAUCCCUCAUCUUCUUCCAGAUUUGUAGAGAUUUGUCAAUGGAGAAAAACGAAUUAAUUUAGUAUAAGAUGUGGGUGUCUUCCUUCUGGGGCCUGAGGGGCGGGGCCAAAGUGGAAAAUGUAGCCAAAUUUUAACAUUCCUCCUUCAGCUUUUAAGUACAAUGUAUAACAGAAUAUUUUCAAUAUCGUAAUGAAGUACUCUUAGAUCUAGUGAAUUAUAUGAUAGGUUGAUGGAGGGACAGAAACCUAAAGAGCUAACACAUAUAAUCUUUGAAAUCCUUUGUGAACAAAUUCCUUUUCUAAUAUGGUCUGGUGAAGUGGACUUGCUUUAUGUAAGUCAAAGGUGAGCCAAGAGGUAGGACCCUUUAUGUACAAUUAUACUAACUGUUAAGCAUUUAAAAUCCAUUCAUUUUUUGUUUGGAUAAUGGCAUUUUAUCAAAAUAUAGUUCAAAGCUUUAGAAUUUUUUUUUUUAUGUGACAAUGGAAUUGUAAUUAUAAAUGUUAUAAGGUGAAAGCUAAAAUUUUCAGGUGAGUGAUGGGCUUCUUGGUCUGUCUUUUUUUUUUAAGCGAAAUUUGUUCAAACUUGAUAUUAUGUCAUGACCUAAUGUAGGAUUGUGCCCUGACGUUUUCUUUUAUUUCAACACUUUAUAGAAGGUUGUUGAAAGAGUUUGCUGUGACACAAUAGAUUUUCCACAUGUUCACUUGUUUGUUGAGAAAGUCUGAAUCACUCUGGCUGUUCACAUGACACUCGGCCAAACUAAUGCAACACUGACAACCUUACCAUAGUCCAGUCUUCUUUAUAUACUGAUGUAAGGAAUAAAAAAUAAUUGUAUCCGAAAGGAAACAAGGUUAAGGACAUCAUACAUUUUAUGUUCCUUGUUGUGCUCAUUCAGUCAAUAAAUUUCAUUUAGUUUCUCUGUACUUUUGCAUUCCGGCAGACACAUUCUGGUGUGAGGUAUCUCUCUACUUGUACACUCUUCCAGACACAUUCUGGUGUGAGGUAUCUCUGUACACUCUUCCAGACACAUUCUGGUGUGAGCUCUCGCUGUACACUCUUCCAGACACAUUCUGGUGUGAGCUCUCUCUGUACUUGUACACUCUUCCAGACACAUUCUGGUGUGGACUCUAUCUGUACCUUUGUAUUCUUUCAGAUUCAUUCUUUACAUCCUCACCCUUCCCACCUCCUCCCACACAUACCACACUCUUACUACCUACCCCCUUUUAACACACCCUCCUACCCACCCACACCCUUCUGACCCCUCCCCCUCCCACACACACUCACGUCAUUCACUGUCAACAGGAGAUGGGCUUUUCAAAUUCUUGUUCAAUGUCCAUUUAUCUGUUGUCUGUCCGUCCUUCAACAGUUCUUUUUAUCGUUGUUUCUUGAGAAAAACAGGAUGGAUCUUUCUCAAAUUUCAUAUGUAAGUUCACCUUGAUCUCAGUUGGGCAGGUUUGGGACUGAUUAAGAAAAAAAUGAUGGACAGACGGUGAUUUUGGAUGUGAUUGUGAAGGUUUGUCAUCGCUAUUUCUUGAGUAGUACAGCAUGGCUCAGAAAAAGAAAAUGGCUGUCAAAUUUGAGAUGAUGGAUCACUAUUCAGAGAAAUUUCCAAAUUUCAUAUAACAAUAUAAUAAAUACUUAUAAAUAACAAAUAAAGAUCAAACAAUGGUGGGUGCCAGGGUCCCUCUGGAAUACUGUACUGUAUAACCUACACAGUCGGAACAUAUAACAUCCCUGAUUGAUUAUAUUAUAACUUGUGGAGACAUCUGUAGAAAUAUAUUAAUUCCAGUUUGGUUAUUUUAUAUCAUGUCAAUUCUCAUAUGGGAACAUAUAACACCCCAGAUUGAUUAUUUUAUAUCCUGCAGUCUCCUGUAGGAACAUAUAACAUCCCAGAUUUAUUUUUUCAUAACCUGUGGAGAUAUGUGUAGAAAUAUAUUAAUUCCAGAUUGGUUAUUUUAUGUCAUGGCAAUUCUCAUAUUGGAACAUAUAACAUCCCAGAUUUGUUAUUUUAUAUCCUGCACAGUCUCCUGUAGCAACAUAUAACAUCCCAGAUUGAUUAGUUUAUAUCCUGCACAGUCUCCUGUAGCAACAUAUAACAUCCCAGAUUUGUUAUUUUAUAUCCUGCACAGUCUCCUGUAGCAACAUAUAACAUCCCAGAUUGAUUAGUUUAUAUCCUGCACAGUCUCCUGUAGGAACAUAUAACAUCCCAGGUUGAUUAUUUUAUAUCCUGCAGUCUCCAGUAGGAACAUAUAACAUCCCAGAUUUAUUUUUUUAUAACCAGUGGAGACAUGUGUAGAAAUAUAUUAAUUCCAGAUUGGUUAUUUUAUGUCAUGGCAAUUCUCAUAUUGGAACAUAUAACAUCCCAGAUUGAUUAGUUUAUAUCCUGCACAGUCUCCUGUAGGAACUAUUUGUUGAAUAUAAUUUUGGUUACUGAACAAAGUACAUUAGUUUUUAACUGGGACACAUUAGAUGCAGUAAGGCAGUCAAUAAUACAAACAGCACACAUAAUAGUACUUUUACUUCAGUAUUUAACCAAGUCUUCUUCCUGGUAUAGGCUGUGUAAAUUCACGAUUUUUUAUUAUUUUUCUCUUUGGUGUCAGAUUAAUUUGACCUUGACCCACAUUGCAGGUCACAAUUGUAAAAUCGGCUAACAAAAUUGCGUGUCGGGUAGGGACGGAAUGGAUGACCAUUGUUACUUUUAUUAGAAAUGUAUGUGUUUAGGUUAAGUAACAAUCUCUCAUGUUUUUGUAUUCAGUGUUGAUAUUAUAUAUAUGUGAAAAUAUUAAUGUCUGACGUACGUGAAAUGCUCGGUAACUUUUUUAAAAAUUUUAAAUUGAAGUUAUUUUCUAUUUAUUGUCAUUUUUUGUCAUUUAUUGAACAUGUUUGUAUAGAAGAGAUUUAAAGAGAAUGUGUCCUUUGUAAACCGUAGUAUUUGAUGUGAGUGAGUGAUUUUAAGACCAAUAUUGAUGUUCCUGAAGUACAUUUCUUUGUGCAGAAACCAGAGCUGAGAUUACUGUGGCUUAACACUGCAUGCUUCAACACAUGUGUACAGAUCAUCCGUCUAGCUCAACAACAGAUGCCACAUGAGUUUAAUUUUCUAACAGUCCUCUGUUAAUGAUCUGUAGAAUAAUAGCUUACCAGUGUCAAGCAAAUUCAGUAUAAUUUGUUUGAUUUUUUUGGAUGGUAAAUAAUAAUUGUAGACAUUUCUGAUUUGCUAAGACUAUUAUCACUGCUUGAGUUAUUUUAUUUCUUGCUGUCUGCUUGCUAACAUUUACAAACCAAAUCUUGAGGGUCCUUAGAUGUAGACCUAAAGCGUUAUCUCAACUGGUCCAAAGGACUGAUAACUUAGGCCGUGCUGUAGCAUCCGUCUUCUGUACGCGAUUUGCUAAAAAUACAUACUAGUCAUGAAGCACUGCAUGUAUACUUUGACCAAAUAUUAUCCGAGGCAUCUUUGGGGGAAAGUGAAUCAACUUUGUACUGAUAGUAGGUCUACCUGUGACCUGAGGGGCAGGGCCUAGAAGAUUCUUAAAAUACUUCAUCUGUAUGAGUGAUGUCAUUUUGUCCAAAUUUGAUUUGAAGUUUCCAAAGAUAAAAGGGGCUCAACACCCUAGGGACAUCAAGGCAGGGGCUCAAUAGGGGAAACAGAAUAAUUGCUAUAAAAUUCCUUAACUUCUGUUUGGACAAAGGGAUUUUGACUGCAAAGGGAAAUUGGUGACACUCAGCUUCCUGGUGUCCAAAAGGCAGAGCCCAAAAAGGUUUAUCUUUUGAAACAUGAGUUUAAAAUAAUUAUUUUUCUAAUAGGAUGAAGGUAAUAUGACAAAAUUUGGUUUGCAGCUGAAAUUUAACAUUAUGAUAGGGAGUAGAAAUGUUUUGAUGUAAAUGCUGAAAUAUUCAGGUGAGUGAUACAGGUCCCAUGGGCCUCUAAACUUUUUGAAAGUUAACAUGCAAUUGGAUUCAAUUGAAUGCAUACUAGCAGAUUAAAAAACAAUGUUUGAUGUAUUAUGUCUACUCCUAUAAGAUAUUUUUUGUAUGUUAUACCCUCAUGUGUAAUGAUGUAAUGGACAGUUAAAAAUGUACGUGUUUUGAGGCUAUAAUAAAGUUCAGAGAAAACA